CGUCGGCGUCAGUCUCGUGGCGCAGCUGCCGAGAGCGCCGUUCUCGUUGGCACAACAUCGAUCGUGCACUGUCGGCCAUAACCUCUGCGAUUUCUGCUGUCUAUUCACUCUGGCCUCGUCAAUUUAAACCCCGCAAAACGUAAUUAAAAUCAACGAAUCAAGAAGAAAACUUUCGUGAAUCAUUUCUUUUUUUUUUUUAAGUAUCUUCGUUGAGCAUACAGGGUGCUUCCUGGCUGAGCCAGGAAGACCUUCAACCGUGAACAACCCCUUUUCGAAACAGUUUCCAGUUUCAGUGAAACGUGACGAUAGGUGGACAGCUGUCAGUGUCGCAUAUUAAAGGUACAGCAUGUUUCAUUUAUUGAGAAGAUUCGUGCGUUUUCGACGGACAGCUGGUUUCACCUAGACAGCACUGUGCUCAAUUCCCUGUUCAAGUAGACAACGCCCGCGUGAGAAUAUUCGCACGCGUCAGAUCCUGUGUCGCUCUCAAUCGUCGGAAAACAUCGUUCCAUGGACACCUGAUUACGCGGGACGAUAUCGAGCACGAUAUUUCUGCCGCGAGCCGUGGACUCGAUUCGUUCGCACGCGUCCAACAUUCGUGAGCUAAGUUAUUUUCGUUCGCGGAAUAAUUCAGAAAGGUUUCGCAAGGAUCAGCUGCUGUGAGGUUCAAACGUAACGCGACUUUCUCUCAGUGGAAAUGUGCAUAGAAAAGUUGAUGACAGUGGAACCGCAGUGCGCUCGUUGUACGCGUCGCAGUGGUUGCUUCCCAGGGGAAGGAAGUGGAAUAAAAGUUUCGGUCUCUCGAAGGAGACGAGCAUGAGUGUUCGUUGCUCGUCGACGCGUGCAUCGGCGCGUGUUUCUCCUCGAUAGCGACGUCGUUCCCGGACGUCGUCGCUUGACGUCAUCGGUUCCGGCGGGAAAGCCAACCACAACCAAAUACGCACAGCCGAAACAUGGACAAGGAGGAUUACUUAGUCAACUUGCAUUAUCUUCCGAUUAUAUUGUUCAUUUCCUUGCCUUCCGUCUUUAUUCUCACUUACGUAGUAGCGGUUGUAUUGGGCCACGUGGAAGCUGGGUUUCCUUACAUCUCCGACGCAGCUUCGUAUGCACCAGAGAGCUGCAUAUUCGCACAGUUCAUCAACAUGUUAACGAUGCUCAUGUCAUUCGUCAUCUACAUAAGGUACUCUCAGGUGAAAGAAUAUUCGAGUACAUUUAGCCUACAGGAAUCCUUGUCAAAAUGGAAUUACUGGUCCUUAAUUUUUGGUCUAGUGGGCACCUUCGGCCUUUCCAUCGUAGCAAAUUUUCAAGAAUCGACUGUGAUAGUUAUGCACUUCAUCGGUGCAUUCCUUUGUUUCGGUGCAAGCACUGCGUACUUUUGGACACAGGCUGUGUGCACCUUCUAUCUGCAUCCGAUCGGAAGUUCCUUGAGACUGGCGCAUUUUCGUACAGCAUUGUCUACCUUCUGCACUGUUUGUUUCUGUAUCUCCGUCGUUACAGGCACGCUGGCGUAUGCGGCCUAUAAGGGUACGAAUCCUCAGAAAUGGUACAAGGAGGACGGUGGCUGGGAACUGCACAUGGCUAGCACGGUUACGGAAUGGCUAUGCGCGAUUGCAUUCUGCAUCUACAUUUUGACGUUCAGCGAUGAAUUUAAGAACGUCAAAGUUACUCAUCCAAAGGUUUUAUGCACCCGAAAUAGAACAAGGCUGACCAACGAGGCGCUAAACGAGAGCCAAAACUCCGCGAUGGCCCAGCAUCGACACCCGGCCAGGAUCACCUGAUCGCUGAUAGGCAGAGGCGCCGGUGGUUACGUCAACCUCCUCUCACACUCCCCAGUGAACACCCCGUGUCCCGGUUACAGGUACCGCGAGUCUCGCGAAGCUUUGUUGGACGAAAUCGAGCCCUUGGUGGCGACGACACCACCAGCUAUCUGCGAGGUUGAAGGGAGAACCGACGUCCUCUGCCCGGUGCAGAUACACGUGCAAGACCCAGUGAUACGACGACGACCGACGAGCGAAGAGGAUGCCGAGCAUAAUCGCAAAUGGUGCGAGGAUCGUUCGAAGAGGUGGAUAGAUCUGGACGAGAACGUCCUGGAUGGCUACAUCCUGAUAGACGACACGUGUCUGGAACGCAGUGUCGUACCAGACGAGACGCAGGAAGUUUCUUAUCCCGAGGGACCCACCGACGGCGACGACGACGAGGAGGAUGCUGACAGUCAUGGCAAAGACGAAUGUUCGAUUUACGGUAGAACAAGGCGAGCAACUUCGAGAAAAACUCGAGAGGACUUCGAUCUAAGCACAACCUACCCGCUUGCGAACAGUCAUGGCAACGCUUAUCAUGAAUCUACUAGCCACGCUAGGUACAGUGAACUAUACUCGGAACUAGCAGUGAGAAAUUACUUGGAGAUUAAUAGAGACGAUGUAGCGAACUACUCGGUGGCUAAUAGCCACGGUGAUCAUAGUAUAUCAUCCGAGAACAGGGAAAGAAGCAUCAGAGAGAACGCGGAGACUGAUCAGCUGGCUUGGGACACCAGACAGCACACUAAUUACGAAGUAGCUAACAGUCAUAGCAACUACAGGGUUUUCUAUGAUAGUCGAACGCAGCAGAGGGAUCUGUUACAAACGUCUGCCUGGCCAGUAGAGCCAUGGAGGGAACACAUGUUUGGUAAUACUUGCGUGACAGAGGAUACGACAUGGAAAUCAGAGAACGUUGAGAAAGUAGACGAAGAAUCGAAGAAGAGCAGUCGAUCACAAGUGAAAAGCGAUUCCAGCAAGGAACCAACGUGUGACAUUGAACAGUGUCUGGUUCAAAUCGAGGAGAGCCUCUUGAACAUCGAACAAAACCUCCUUCACGUGCAAGAUCUUGACAUCCCGGAAUUGAGGAAUCUUUUGUACAAAAGUCCGAGCAUUGAAAAGAGCCUUUACGAGGUUCAGGAUCUUCUCUAUGCCGAUGGUAUCGUUCCUGUAAUAGGUAAGAGGAAGUCUUCGACCCUCGAAUCCGAGGAGGAAGACGAAGAAGAUGAUGAAGAUGAAGAAGAAGAAGAGGAAGAAGUUUGGAUAGAGCGUACUCUAACUGUGAAAGACAAUGACAACGAAGAUGACGAUGCUGGUGCCGGUGCUUUCGACGCGUCGAACGAAGAAUCCUCCGACACUGCUAACGCCGAGGAGAACAAUCAAUCAGGAUCGAUGGACGAUCAAUCGAACACUAAUUGUGUGGACGGGUCAACUGUGUUUCGAGAAGCCAGCGACUCGAAUUACACUGAGAAGGCGAUGAACUUUAUUCCAAACAGUCUGAACAAAACGCUGCCCAGAAGAAUCGUUCUGGAUGGAACCAGGGAGAACAUCAGACUCUGUUCCUCGGAACCAGAGGAACCGAUGAUCAUCGAUUACAAUUUGAACACCAGUUGCGCGGAUAAGAAACCAUUUUGUCGCGACAAGUGUCACAGUAGAACGAAUUCCCUGGACGAGAACUCGAAGUUCUCUAAUUUGGACUCUUCUGACAAACGCGAGACUGGUAAAAGCUCUCUGCAAAACUUGCUGUUCGAGUCGACGAACAAUAAUUUCCUUGAUUUUUCUGGGAAAGCCAGGUCCGAAGAGAUGUUACAAAACAGAACAUCGAGAACAAACAAAAAGGGAACAAAGGAGAAACGUUGGACCAACGUGGAGGCUAAGACGGAAGAUUUCCGCAGGAAGUUGGAGUCUAUUUCUUUCGCUCGGACGACGAACCUUACACGCCCACGUGAAAAAUCGCGAGGUACAGGGUCGACGGAUAAGCUCCAGGAUAAGGAGAAGGAAUCCGUAGGUGGCAAGAGUUUCGAUAAGAGGAAGAGGAAGAAGAUGUCGAGCAGAAGUCAAAGCUCUUCUGAGAACGCGUUAGUGCCUAGCAAACUGAUCUCCUUGUCUUUGUCCCUUCUCCUCGCGGCUUUAUUGCAAGCUGUCAGGUGUCUGACGGACCUGGUGGAAGACGCUUUCAGGUCUGUCAGCUACGACAGAAGCGGCCUAUUGCAAUAGACCGCCAUGGGAAUCUCCCAUGGGAACACAGUAGCGUCCACGACAAAAUAUCGCGUAAGAAUGGUAAUGUUAGAUGGCACUAAAUAUACUUAUUUUUCUUCAUACAAUCCUGUUCGAAUAACUUUGUCGAAUGCUUCCUUCUGGGGUAAGAGUUUUCGGAUCGAUUUUACAUGAUUAACUAAAAUUUCCUUGAGAAUCUUUAUAAUAAAUUUUUGCUGACCUAAUUAUUUAUAAUAAA
This is a messenger RNA of Osmia lignaria (orchard mason bee), 4242 nucleotides long. Its product is annotated as DNA damage-regulated autophagy modulator protein 1-like. Lineage: Eukaryota; Metazoa; Arthropoda; Insecta; Hymenoptera; Megachilidae. The record is from RefSeq and is a predicted model, not a curated record.